Amphimedon queenslandica is the source of this 1252-nucleotide messenger RNA. RefSeq names its product small glutamine-rich tetratricopeptide repeat-containing protein alpha-like. The coding region runs from base 20 to 1111 and encodes 363 amino acids. The transcript has 11 exons. Lineage: Eukaryota; Metazoa; Porifera; Demospongiae; Haplosclerida; Niphatidae. Gene Ontology annotation, molecular function: protein binding; molecular adaptor activity. Gene Ontology annotation, cellular component: TRC complex; membrane. Gene Ontology annotation, biological process: post-translational protein targeting to endoplasmic reticulum membrane. The record is from RefSeq and is a predicted model, not a curated record.
UCUAUUUUAUCAAAUAAAAAUGGCAGCCAAAACGGAUUCUGAUAGUAGCACUCCUUCUGUCCGGAGCAAAGCCGCGUAUACUGUUUUAAGGUUCAUAGGAGACAGUAUUAAAGAUGAUUCCACAAGUGACGACUCUAAAGAAAGUCUGGAAGUUGCUAUGGAGUGUCUCCAGGCUGUUUUUGGUAUGAAUUUGGACGAGGCGGAAAAUAACGAUACCUAUAAAAAACUACCGUCACUUCAGUCUUUGAUUGAAAAUGGUCUUUCUGACGACGAGAAGCACGUUGAAGCUGAAAGACUAAAGAACGAAGGUAAUACAAAGUUAAAAAAUGAGCAGUAUAAUGAAGCCAUAUCACUUUAUACAAGAGCAAUUACUCUGUCUCCUUCUAAUCCACCAUACUAUGCCAACAGAGCUGCUGCUUACAUUAAAAUUGAAGAGCUACAUAAAGCACUUGACGACUGUCAAACUGCUGUUGGCCUGAAACCUGAUUAUGCUAGGGCACAUGGACGCAUGGGUUUUAUUUACAGUAAACUAUCACGCACUCAAGAAGCAAGAGCAUCUUAUCAGAAGGCUGUAGAAUGUGAUCCCAAUAAUUUAGAAUACAAAUCAGCAUUACAGGGAUUAGUAGAGGCUCCAUCGGCAAGUCAAGCCCCGCCCAUGCCAGGGGGAGGUGCACAAAUGCCGUUUGAUAUUAACAACUUGUUAUCUAAUCCUGGUUUUAUGAAUUUGGCUUCAUCAGUAAUGUCCAACCCAAUGUUUCAGAAUAUGGCAACAAGGAUGUUUCAACAAGCCCCACCCCCUGGACAAGCUCCGCCCUUUGGUCAACAGCAACAGCAGCAGGCUCCGCCCACUGGUCAGCCAGGAGAAGGAGGAGCAGAGGCUGAUCCUAGUUCCAAUCCCAAUCCCCCACCACCUGGAGCUGGUCCCCUUCCUCCUCCUUUUCUAGGAAUGAAUUUUGCCACUAUGAUGCCACAUAUAGCUGAGAUGGGUAGACAAAUGCAGGAAAGAGAUCCAGUUGCAUUUGAAGACUUUCGUCAGCGUGCGUCCGCUCAAUUUGCUGCUACACACAACGACGAACCAACACCUCCAAAAGACAAAGACGAUAAAAAAUAGGCGAAAUAAUAGCAGCUGUGCCAAAUGCUCAGUUCCCGCCGCUUAAAUUUAAUUCCUCGUUUUGAUUUAUGUAUAACCUUUUGACUGUUUAAUAAUCUUUGUAUUGUAUGUGUCGAUUUAUUAUAAUGUAAAAUAAAGGAA